AUGGUGGCUGCGGCGGGCUGCACAGUGGCUUGCGGAGUCGCCCAGCAGCCGCAGGAUGCUGCCGCUGGGACGCCAGGAACUUCUGCUGCCGCGAGGGCGCUGCGGCGGGCGCGCCAGCUGGCGGCCCGGCAUGCCGAUGCGGGGCGAUUGCAGGCCGCCCUGCACCGUGUGGAGGAGCUCGAAGUCGAGCUUCAGAACCUGCAGUCGGCGGUGCGAGCGAUGAUGCUCCAGGCCGUAGAGCAGGUCGCAACUGUGUUGCCGACGGAGAAGGAGCCUUCGCCGCCUCCGGAGGCCCACCCGGGUGCGCAGACCUCGCUCUGGGUGCACGCGCUGCCUGGGGCCACGGUGUCGGCCGCGCCGUCCCCGGAGGCGGAGGUCACUGACCGCUUGGCCCUCAUGGCGCCAGUGGUCAAGGCGGUGCUGACCAACUCAAGGGCAGACUCGAUCACGGUCCGACGCCGCAACGCGGCGGGGCACUGCUGGGGGGCCCCAGCGCGUGCCAUCCGCCGCAUGGGCAGGGCCAGCCUCAACCGCCUCCAGCGCAGCGGAGGGGGCUCGGGCACCAAGGCUCGGCAGCGCCCUGCGAGGCGUUUCGACCUCGCCCAGCGGGCCCGCCUCGCCGAGGUCGCGGUGCAGAGGACGAUGAAGGGCAUGUUCCUGGGGAUGCCGCUCACGUUGCCCGUCGUGGCGGCACGGUCCUGGCGAGUGACCCUCGUCAGGCUGGAGCUUCCCCCGUCGGGGAGCUCAGGGGAGAUUCCGAAGAAGGUCGCGAUGAGGGUGAUGACGGUCGUCCUGAACACCGCGGCGCUGGUGCUGGGCUGGUUCGCGAUGCGCCUCUCGUCGCCGCUCGUCACGCUGAAAGGGUUUCUCCCGAUGUUCGUGGAUGUGGAGCCGCUGGAGGUCUGGCUCUUCCCCGUCUCGGUGCGCCCGCACCUCAGGCCGAGGUCCAUGCUGAAGCCUCCGACGUCCACGACGUCCAUGGUGGUGGCGGUCGUCCAGUGCACCGUGGCGCAGGUGCCACGCCUGGCGGCUGCGAACAUCACGAUGCUGUUCGGCACGCUGGUGGAGUUCCUCGUGUUCUUCUGGCAGGGCCUCGCGCUGCAGAUGCCCCUCUGGAGGCGUGCGAGGCGGACGAGCAGAUUUCCCUCGACAUCGGCGCCGCCCCCAGCGCCGCGUUGGCCCGCGGCGACGGCCUCCCCGACCCGUUCGACGAGCGGAGGGUUACGGGUGGGCGCCCUCCAGCGCCACUUCGUCCAGACGGUGGGCACGGAGCGGUUCGGGGGCAAGCCGUUCGAGGUCUGGGUCCAGGAGCGCGAGGCGGAGCACCGGGCGCAGAUCCUGGAGAUCAGGUGCGCUCACAGGGACGGCCUCGUCGCCAAGCUCAGGCUGAAGGCCAGGCGCAAGUGA
Messenger RNA from Prorocentrum cordatum, 1407 nucleotides. NCBI's taxonomy places the organism in Eukaryota, Dinophyceae, Prorocentrales, Prorocentraceae. The record is from the annotation of a GenBank genome assembly.